AUGCACACGUCUUCCCGUACCCUCCGUCGCGCUGCCGCAAAGGUUAAGCCUACUUUGACCCGCAGUGUACACAAAGAGAUCAAGUUCAGUAAUGACGGUCGUGCUAGCAUCCUCAAGGGUGUCGACGUCCUUGCUAAUGCUGUCAGUGUCACCCUCGGUCCAAAAGGCCGUAACGUCAUUAUUGAGCAGAGCUUUGGUGGACCAAAAAUCACGAAGGACGGUGUAACUGUGGCCAAAAGCAUCAGUCUCAAGGACAAGUUCGAGAAUCUCGGCGCCCGGCUCGUGCAGGAUGUCGCGCAAAAAACAAACGAAAUUGCUGGUGACGGCACUACCACCGCAACCGUCCUCGCUCGUGCUAUCUAUGCCGAGGGUGUCAAGAACGUUGCAGCAGGGUGCAAUCCCAUGGAUCUUCGUCGCGGUGCUCAAUCUGCCGUACAAAAGGUUGUCCAGUUCUUGGAAGCCAAUACCAAAACGAUCACCACUACAGCUGAGAUCGCACAAGUCGCCACUAUCUCUGCUAAUGGUGAUGAGCAUAUUGGUGGGUUGAUUGCGCAAGCAAUGGAGAGAGUUGGGAAAGAGGGUGUCAUCACCGUGAAAGAGGGCCGGACAACCGAAGAUGAGAUUGAGGUAACAGAGGGUAUGCGCUUUGACCGCGGUUACAUCUCCCCGUACUUCAUCACCGACGUCAAGACUCAAAAAGUCGAGUUCGAAAAGCCCCUCAUUCUCCUCUCCGAGAAGAAAAUUUCCUUACUACAGGACAUCCUUCCAUCCCUCGAAACCGCUGCCUCAGCUCGCAGACCGCUAGUCAUCAUCGCAGAGGAUGUUGACGGCGAAGCCCUCGCAGCCUGUAUCCUUAACAAGCUCCGUGGCCAGCUCCAGGUCGCAGCUAUCAAAGCACCCGGUUUCGGUGACAACCGUAAGAGCAUCCUUGGCGACCUUGCCAUCCUCACCGGCGGCUCAGUCUUCACUGAUGAACUGGACGUGAAGCUUGAGCAUGCAACAGCUGACCUCCUGGGCAGCACCGGCAGCAUCACCAUUACCAAAGAGGACACCAUCGUCCUCAACGGUUCCGGCUCCAAGGAUGCUAUCUCAGCACGGUGCGAGCAGAUCCGCGCAGUCCUGAAUGACCCCACCACCUCCGAGUUCGACAAGACUAAGCUCCAAGAACGUCUUGCGAAACUCUCAGGAGGUGUCGCUGUCAUCAAAGUCGGUGGUUCAUCUGAAGUCGAAGUCGGAGAGAAGAAAGACCGGUACGACGACGCACUUAACGCAACUCGUGCCGCUGUCGAGGAGGGUAUCCUCCCAGGUGGUGGUGUCGCACUGCUCAAGGCUAGCCUUUCGCUCAAGACAGCUGUAGCCGGCGAACCUGCCUCCUCUGACCCCGACAUCAUCCCAACUGCCAACUUCGACCAGGGCCUCGGCGUCAGCAUCAUCCGCCGCGCAUUGACACAGCCCGCACGCACGAUCCUCACCAACGCGGGCGAAGAAGCAAGCGUCAUCGUGGGCACGCUUAUCAACUCGUCCAACUCCUCCUUCGCAUACGGUUACGACGCGGCAAAGGGCGAGUACACUGACAUGAUCGCGCGUGGUAUCGUCGACCCGCUCAAGGUCGUACGGACAGCACUCGUAGAUGCCGCAGGUGUCGCGAGCUUGCUGACCACGAGCGAAUGCUGCGUUGUAGAUGGUGAAGAGGACAAACCUGCUGGUGGUAUGCCCGGUGGCAUGGGAGGCAUGGGUGGCAUGGGCGGUAUGGGCGGGUUUUAA
Molecule: messenger RNA, 1764 nt
Organism: Suillus fuscotomentosus
Lineage: Eukaryota; Fungi; Basidiomycota; Agaricomycetes; Boletales; Suillaceae
Product: chaperonin GroL
Exons: 4
Coding region: 1-1764 (587 amino acids)
Biological process (GO): mitochondrial unfolded protein response; protein refolding; protein import into mitochondrial intermembrane space
Cellular component (GO): mitochondrial matrix; mitochondrial inner membrane
Molecular function (GO): ATP binding; protein-folding chaperone binding; ATP-dependent protein folding chaperone
Source: RefSeq, a predicted model, not a curated record